Messenger RNA from Episyrphus balteatus (marmalade hoverfly), 2580 nucleotides. RefSeq names its product acyl-CoA Delta-9 desaturase-like. Lineage: Eukaryota; Metazoa; Arthropoda; Insecta; Diptera; Syrphidae. The record is from RefSeq and is a predicted model, not a curated record. The coding region runs from base 485 to 1966 and encodes 493 amino acids. Gene Ontology annotation, cellular component: endoplasmic reticulum membrane. Gene Ontology annotation, biological process: unsaturated fatty acid biosynthetic process. Gene Ontology annotation, molecular function: iron ion binding; stearoyl-CoA 9-desaturase activity. The transcript has 7 exons.
UUAAAACUAAAGUGAUCUUUAGAAAACUGUCGAGUUAUCGGUUGUCGUUCAAAUCGAAUAGAUGUCGAAUUGAAGGGGUUCAAUAAUAAUUCUUAAAUCUAUCUAUAAUUCUAAAUCUACUUUACAAUAUACUUGUGAUGUUGUGUUUUUAAUUAAAAAAAAAAUUAAAUGAUCAUUUGGAGGAUAUUUUUAAUAAAUUAAAGUGAAGUGUUUUGAGAAAACAAGUGCAAAUUAAACAAACAAAAAAAAAAAAAGGAUACACGUGUAACCCCACGAAGAGGAUUUUAAUAAAAUUUAAAAAAAAUAUAAAUCGAAAAUUAAUCCAAGGGAUUAAAAUUAAAAAAAAAAAAUUAAAUAGAAUUUUCCUUGCUGAGUAAAAAUUUAGCGAGGAUAAAUUUAAAAAAAUUAGUAUCAACGCGGUUGUGUUAAUUUUGAAAUAUUUUAUUUACUUUUGAUUUUUCAAAAAUAAAUUAAAAAAACAAAGAUGAGUCCUGAAACUGAAACAAUUCUUGUUCACCGAAAGAGGGAGAGAGAAAAUGAAGAAAUUAUAGAAAAGAAAUCCACCUCUACGUCAUCAAUGUAUACCAAAGAAGAAAAUAAAACACAUUGUGAAAAUUUAGCAAAUGGAAAUGUCUUAGAUGACAGUUCAACACGUCAACAACAAAAUAAACCCGCCCCCACCGUAACAGAAAAUAAAUUUAUUGAUCAAAUUAAUAUUAAAGAAGAGGCAAUGCAUGAUAAUGCCCAUCAAGAUAUCGGAACUGAUAUGAAUUUUAAAAGAGACAUUGUUUGGGGCAAUGCAAUUGGUUUCUUAGUAUUACAUAUAUUGGGAUUUAUUGGAUUAGCUAUGAUGGGAUUUGGUUAUGCUAAAUUUGCAACAAUGGUUUAUUUUGUAAUAUUCAGUUUCUUCAGUGGAAUGGGUAUUACAAUGGGUGCUCACAGAUUAUUCUCUCAUCGUGCUUAUAAAGCGAAAACAUGGUUAAGGGUUACCCUAUUACUCAUGCACACAAUGGCUGGUCAGAAUUGUUUGUAUGUUUGGGUGAGAGAUCACAGACAACAUCACAAGUAUUCAGACACCGAUGCUGAUCCACAUAAUGCUACUAGAGGUUUCUUCUUUUCUCAUGUUGGAUGGCUUAUGUCUAAGAAACAUCCAAAGGUUAAGGAAUAUGGCAAAAAGAUUGAUAUGUCCGACUUGGAAGCCGAUCCAUGGAUCAUGUUCCAAAAGAGACACUACAAGAUCCUUUACACAAUCUUCACAUUAGUAUUGCCAACUGCUAUUCCCUGCUUACUUUGGAACGAAACCGUUUUGGUGUCACUCUUCGCUACUUACUUUGCUCGUUACGUAAUUCAGCUAAAUACAACAUGGUCGGUUAACAGUCUCGCUCACAUGUUCGGAAACAAACCCUAUGACAAAAACAUUCUUUCUGUUGAGACUGUUUUCGUAUCUAUCAUUGCUGGUGGUGAAGGAUGGCACAACUAUCAUCACACCUUCCCAUGGGACUAUCGUACCGCUGAAUUGGGUAUGCCCUUCAACGUUACCACCAAAGUUAUCGACUUCUUUGCCAGCAAGGGUGCCGUUUACGAUCGCAAGACCGUUAGUGACAAAAUUUUACGCAGUCGUGUCCAACGUACAGGUGAUGGAAGUCAUGAAUCUUAUGGUGAAGCAGCUAUGGCCAAUAAAGCUAAUGGAGACAUCGAUGAUGAAGGCACAACAUUGGACAGCAAUGGUCUAAGAAAGUACAUUGUCGAAAAGAAUCGUAUCAAUAAAAUUAUGAUCGAUGAAUUGGGUAAACUCAAUCAACAACAAGUCUCUGGAGAUGACUUAAACAACAACAAUUGCAAUCACAAUAACACCACUUACAAUAGGAGCAAUGAAAGUUGCUUGAAAGCUAAACUUAAUAUUAACGAUCUAGCUAAGAGCACGAGUACAAGCAUAAGCACAGAUAAGCAGGCCUUAAAUGUUUGAGCUGAGCUGAGCAAAAAAAAAAAAACACAGUGGUGCCAAACGAGGAAUACAAAAAUUACUUAAUUUUAUUUAACACUAUUGAUAGAUGUAAAUUAGUUGUGUUAAUUUCUUUUUACAUUUAUUUUAAUUAAUGUGUGUGUGCAUAAGACUUAUUCCAAAAAGUUAAUGUUUAAGGUUUUAUAAUAUGUAUAUUAUAUGUAGUAAGUUGUAAGUGAGUGUAUUUUUUAAGAAAAAAAAAAAAAAAACAAUUUAAAAAAAAUCCAAACAAAAAAUGAAAUGAAGGUUUGGAAAGAUGACUUGUAUAUGAGGAGUUCCUCUGUCAAGUCUCAUUAAAGCCUCUUUUAUAUAUAUGUAAGGACAUGGUGGCAUAUGGAAGCCUGGAGUUCUAUUAUAUAAAAUAAAAACGUGCUCGUUAGAUUGUAUAGAGGAGUUUUUUAAAAUAUUAUUAAUUAAAAAAAAUUGUAUUUUAUAUUGUUAAAACGAUAAAAAAAAACCUGUGUUGUGGAUUUAGUAGAUUAUAAGGAAAAUUUUUUAAAAAUGAAAUGUUAAAUGGUAUGUAUUGAAGAACCAAGGGAUACUCUAGUUUUUAUACACCAAAUAAAAAAAAAAAACGC